AUGCACGCCAAAAAAUCAGGAGGGGAAAAGCAGCAGGGGGUAAUGGAGGAAACAGGGACGAGGAUUGCGCCGGAACUUCCGCAGCGCACCAUUGAGGAGGUGCUCGCGGGCGCCAUGUGGGUGGCGAGUCUAACCGACCCCACACUUUGCCUUGAGCGCCUCCACGAGACGUUUAAUGAAGUAAUCUUCAGCUGCGUGGACAAAGAAACGGAAGAUGAGGAGGAGCGCGUCGGGCGGCUCAAGACGGCGGCAGACCGUCUACGGGAACAGAGAGCAAAGGAGGAC
This is a messenger RNA of Trypanosoma cruzi, 285 nucleotides long. RefSeq lists its product as uncharacterized. Lineage: Eukaryota; Euglenozoa; Kinetoplastea; Trypanosomatida; Trypanosomatidae. The annotation marks the transcript as partial. The record is from RefSeq and is a predicted model, not a curated record. The transcript has a single exon.